Molecule: messenger RNA, 1821 nt
Organism: Drosophila willistoni
Lineage: Eukaryota; Metazoa; Arthropoda; Insecta; Diptera; Drosophilidae
Gene: bb8
Product: glutamate dehydrogenase, mitochondrial
Exons: 4
Coding region: 64-1668 (534 amino acids)
Biological process (GO): L-glutamate catabolic process
Cellular component (GO): mitochondrion
Molecular function (GO): L-glutamate dehydrogenase (NAD+) activity
Source: RefSeq, a predicted model, not a curated record
ACGUUUGCUGAACAUAGUAAUAUUUUCAGUUUUUAUCAAAACUUUUCCAAAAUUUUGCCCAGAAUGUUGCGUAGUUUUGGAAAUGCUUUGCUUAAGCAAAACUAUCGGGUAUGGCUCCAGCAAAAAUGCAUGGAACACAAGAUGCCCGAGGAUUUGAAAAAUGUGGAAACGGACAAGGAUCCGGAAUUCUCAUCGAUGGUCCUAUAUUACUAUCACAAGGCGGCACAAAUAAUGGAAAACGAACUGAUCAAGGAUAUGGAUGUAUAUACAUACAUGAAGCCCGAAGAGAAAAAGGCACGAGUUAGUGCCAUAUUGAAUCUGAUGGGUAGUGUAACCACAUCGGUUGAAGUUAAUUUUCCAAUUAUUAAAAGCAAUGGCACCUAUGAAAUAAUAUCGGGUUAUCGAUCACAUCAUAUAAGGAAUCGUCUGCCCUUGAAAGGAGGUAUACGCUAUGCCAUGGAUGUCGAUAGUUCUGAAGUCAAGGCCUUGGCCACACUCAUGACCUUCAAGUGUGCCAGUGUCAAUCUGCCCUAUGGUGGCUCCAAAGGAGGUGUUCGCAUUGAUCCCAAGAAUUAUUCGGUCAGUGAACUGCAAACUAUUACACGUCGCUACACCAUGGAGUUGCUGAAGAGGAAUAUGAUUGGACCAGGCAUCGAUGUGCCGGCCCCAGAUGUGAAUACUGGUCCACGUGAAAUGAGCUGGAUAGUCGAUCAAUAUCAGAAGACCUUUGGGUACAAGGAUAUCAAUGCGGCGGCCAUUUGUACGGGCAAACCAGUUCAUAUUGGUGGCAUCAAUGGACGACAUGCGGCCACGGGGCGUGGUGUGUGGAAGGCAGGCGAUAUGUUUCUUCAGGACAAAGAAUGGAUGGAUAUGCUUAAAUGGCAAACGGGCUGGAGGGAUAAAAAGGUUAUUGUCCAGGGUUUUGGCAAUGUCGGCUCAUUUGCGGCCAAAUAUGUUCAUGAUGCCGGUGCCAAGGUAAUUGGCAUCAAAGAGUUUAAUAUUUCUCUGAUCAAUCAGGAUGGAAUCGAUAUCAAUGAUUUGUUAACCUUCAGGCAAGAGAAGAAGACCAUCAAGGGCUAUCCAAAGGCCACAGAGACUACAGAGGAUCUAUUAUUGGCCGAGUGUGACAUUUUGAUGCCUUGUGCUACGCAAAAGGUAAUUACCAGCGAAAAUGCGGCAUCUAUUAAGGCCAAAAUGAUUCUGGAGGGUGCCAAUGGUCCCACCACACCGGCUGGCGAAAAGAUUCUCCUUGAAAAGGGUGUCCUUAUUGUGCCCGAUCUCUAUUGCAAUGCUGGUGGUGUAACAGUCUCCUAUUUCGAAUAUCUGAAAAAUAUCAAUCAUGUAUCAUAUGGCAAAAUGAACUCAAAGACCACCUCCCAGCUGAUUCACGAGGUGAUCAACUCCAUAAAUGAGUCUCUUACUCGCUGUGGUGAAUCUCUAGUGCCUCCAAUCGAGCCCAAUGUUAAUCUCAAGAAGAUUCGUGAUUGCACCAAAGAGGCUGACAUAGUGGAUGCAGCCCUACAAACAGUCAUGGAAGCCGCUGCCGAGGGCAUCAAGAUCACGGCCAAUAAAUUUGAGCUUUGCAAUGAUCUGCGAACCGCCACCUACAUUUGGUCAGUUUUUAAAAUCUUUCGUGCCUUGGAAAGCUCUGGAAUAUCUCAACAAUAGAAAAUUGUGGGGAAUUCUGUAUUUUAAAAUCGAAAAAUUCAAAAUGAUAUUAUCAAUCAUAUUUUUAUUUCGCCAGUAUCUAUAAUUGAUUUAAUCAGAAAUAUUUCGAGUAAUCAAAUCAAUUCAUUAAAUAUAACUUCCUUUUUAUCAUAA